ACACAUAUUAUCUAAAUUUGUAAGAAAAAAAAACACAUAUAACCUUGUGGAAAAUGACGUGAAAUAUGUUCAUCAAUUGCUUUGCUUCUACCAGCGUACACUUACGAGCUCAGUCACUCGCCUCUAAUCAAAAUUGCAUAUAAUACGUUUGAAAAAUACUUUGUACUCCUAAAAAAAAACACUUCUGAAAGGACAACGAACCGUUUCAAUAAAAUAUGAGUGAUAUCCUAUUAUCUUAAAUAUCUCAAAUUGAGUGGGGAGAACUCCGACAGAACGAGAUGCAUUACUGAAAAUUUUUUAAUUUAAAAGGAAUUCAGUAAACAAUAUUGAAUUUAGUUUUGAAAAUACCUUUGGACAAAAUGAAUACAAUCACCGAAGAAAUUUAUAUACCAGAUGGUACCGCAAAAAAGGCAAUCCAUGAAAUUAUCGAUGAAGAACAAUUUCAAGAAUAUCAAAUUCAAAUUGAUAAUGGUUCAAAAAAUGGUGAUAAUUAUUUGGGUUAUAUUUAUCGUGUUUAUGUUCUUGGAACCGAUAAGAAUCGUAACACUAAAGAAUUAAAUUUAAUUUUAAAAUGUUCACCCAGAAUGGGUGUUUUACCAACAAUAACACCAGUGAAUGAAAUUUUUCAACGGGAAAUUUUAAUGUACAACGAAUUUUUACCACUUUUGUUUAAAAUACAAGAUCAAUGGCAUUUCGGUAAUGGUUUUAAUCAAACUGCGAAAUUGUAUAAAGCUUCAGCUGUAAAAAAUGAUGAAUAUUUAGUUAUGGAAAAUGUUAAGUUAAACGGUUAUCAGCUACAAAAUCGACAACUUCCAUUGGAUUACAGACAUUGUAAGAUAUUUCUUAAACAGUUGGCUUACUAUCAUGGGCUUACGUUAAUUUUGAAGCAUGAUAACGAGCAGUUAUUUAAAUAUUAUGCAAAUCUAGUGACCGAUAAACAUAUUAUGAAAGUGAGCGAUUUUGAUAUGAUUAAAGAGCAAAAUGUCAUGAUGGUUGAAAAAGCAUUAAAAACAUUGGAUCCACAAAGUGUGGCGUACAAACGUUAUAAAGAGUAUGCGGAAAUUUCAUUUGAUCGUAUUACUGAAUUUUCCAAAACUGAUAUCAACGAUGAAAUUUCAGUGAUAACACAUGGUGAUUGUUGGAUAAAUAAUAUGCUGUUUCAAUAUGAUAAGAAUGGUUCCCCAUCAAAUGUACUUCUGAUUGAUUGGCAAGCAUCUCGUUGGGGCUCUCCAGUCUACGAUUUAGCAUACUUUUUCUAUAAUUGUACGGAUCAAAAUUUACGUUCGAAACAUUUUACAGAAUUAUUAGAUUAUUAUCAUGAAUGCGUUCAGUAUAUUAUAAGCCAAUGUUCCAAACAUAAUCCAGAUUUUGUUUUCCCUAAAAGUAAAUUUUACGAACAUGUGCAAAAAUACUUUUGUUUGGGUAUAUCGAUGUGUAUAUAUACAUUAAAUAUAUUUUUAACAAACAGUGAAAAUAUACCAAAUGUACGGGAAAUCAAUGAAAUUAAUCUGGAAGAAAUGGAACGCUGGAAUAAUGCAACGAACAUGGGACAAAGUGGUUAUGAGAAACGUAUGCGAGAUGUUAUUACGGACGCUGUGGAACGUAAUUUUAUUUAGUAAAAAAACAAAAAUAUUGUUAAAAGAAUGUAAA
This is a messenger RNA of Chrysoperla carnea, 1650 nucleotides long. RefSeq lists its product as uncharacterized. The transcript has 2 exons. Bases 360 to 1616 code for a protein of 418 amino acids. NCBI's taxonomy places the organism in Eukaryota, Metazoa, Arthropoda, Insecta, Neuroptera, Chrysopidae. The record is from RefSeq and is a predicted model, not a curated record.